Molecule: messenger RNA, 1712 nt
Organism: Cylicocyclus nassatus
Lineage: Eukaryota; Metazoa; Nematoda; Chromadorea; Rhabditida; Strongylidae
Source: the annotation of a GenBank genome assembly
GGUGAAUUAACUAGAUGGUCCGCACAAAAGAAUACAAGAGUGAAACACCUUCUACAAGUUACGAACCCUCAAUGUCAGAUAAUACUUCUAUUACCAAAAAAUAUACUUCAGAAUUCAAGGAUCCCAGAAAAAUAUUGAGUGUUUCUAUAUUAUUUUGCGUAAACCUUCUCAAUUAUAUGGACAGGUACACUAUAGCAGGUGUACUGACCAACAUACAGUCUUUCUAUCACAUUAAUGACGCUCAGGGAGGCCUAUUACAAACGGUCUUCAUAAUCUUUUUCAUGCUUUGCUCACCACUGGUAGGUUAUUUAGGUGAUAGGUAUAGUCGGAAGAAUAUAAUGUUAGCCGGUAUUUCGGUAUGGGUAGGCGCAGUAGUAGCAUCGACGUUUGUUCCAGAAGAUAAAUUCUGGCUGUUUCUUGUUUUUCGAGGAAUAGUAGGAGUCGGCGAAGCUUCAUAUGCAAUUGUCUCCCCGUCAUUGAUAGCCGAUAUGUUUACUAGCCAGAAUAGAAGCAAAAUGCUAAUGGUGUUCUAUUUCGCCAUACCUUGUGGCAGUGGUCUGGGCUUCAUUGUUGGCUCAUCCGUGACAGCUCUCACUGGUCAAUGGGGAUGGGGAGUGCGUGUUACGGCUGUUAUUGGAGUGGUAUGCCUUGCGAUGAUUGUGCUGUUCAUUCGCGAGCCACAGCGAGGAGCAGCCGAACGCGAAAAAGGUGAAAUCGUAGUGGAGGUUGUCACUACAAACUAUUGGGAAGAUAUCAAAGCUUUGUUGGCAAACCUUACCUACAUAUUCGGUACCAUUGCUUAUACCGCAAUCGUCUUCGUCGUGGGAACACUGACAUUCUGGGGGCCAACUGCAGUACAGCACAGUGAAGCAGAUAGACUGGGAUUCAAUUCUACCACUUUGUUAGAUCCAAAGGAAAAAGUCCAAAUUAACUUCAACUUUGGUCUCGUCACUUUCAUUGGAGGAGUUUUCGGGGUGUCUUUUGGCUCAGCACUGUCGAUGAUGCUUCGAACCGGCUGGGGUCCGUUCAGAUGUGUAAAAACGAUCAGAUCAGAUCCAAUAGUUUGUGGACUUGGCGCACUAUUGAGCAUUCCAUGUCUAUAUCUUGCGAUCCACUUUAUAAGAAAAAACGUGACAGUGUGUUAUGUACUCACAUUCUUCACCAUAACUACAAUAUGCUUCAACUGGGCGACGGUUGUCGACAUGCUUAUGACUGUGGUGCCGCCAGCACGACGUAGUGCAGCGAACUCAUGGCAGAUGUUGCUUUCGCAUUUGCUCGGAGAUGCAUCAGGUCCCUACGUUAUAGGAAUAAUCUCAGACGCUAUUCGAGGGGAUGACGAUUCUCCUUAUGGUCAUUACGUCUCGUUGAGUAAAGCAUUCUACCUUCCAAACGCGUUGCAGCUUAUAAGUGCUGUAGUUUUCUUCGUUGCCGCAUGUACAUUUGUCAGAGACCACAACAGAUUCAAAGAAGCCAUGGGGGUUCUGCAUUGUACAGAAAAGUCGCUGCAGAACGGACCGUCCAUUGAGAAUGGUGAAGAUAACCGAGGUUUUGCAACAACAGAAAAGGAGAAAGGAAUGUAACCUUGACGUAAUUGACAGCUGUUAAUUGCAACAUGUAAAUAUACUACAAGUCCUUUCAAAUACCAAAGUUUACCGCCAAUCUCUGGCCAAAUCUUAUCCAGGUGCAUAAAUAAAUUGUAUUUUGUUUUAAAU